GCGUCCCGCCCCUGAGCCGGCGCCCAGCCCCCAGUGGGGUGUCCGGAGUGGGGAAUGUCCCGGGUGGAGCUGACUGAGUCGCGCGCUCUGCUCCACCCGACGGGGCUGUGUGUGCUGGGCCUGGCUCGCGGCGAACCGAGAUGGCAGAGCAGUCGGACGAGGCCGUGAAGUACUACACCCUAGAGGAGAUUCAGAAGCACAACCACAGCAAGAGCACCUGGCUGAUCCUGCACCACAAGGUGUACGAUUUGACCAAAUUUCUGGAAGAGCAUCCUGGUGGGGAAGAAGUUUUAAGGGAACAAGCUGGAGGUGACGCUACUGAGAACUUUGAGGAUGUUGGGCACUCUACAGAUGCCAGGGAAAUGUCCAAAACAUACAUCAUUGGGGAGCUCCAUCCAGAUGACAGACCAAAGUUAAACAAGCCUCCGGAAACUCUUAUCACUACUGUUGAUUCUAGUUCCAGUUGGUGGACCAACUGGGUGAUCCCUGCCAUCUCUGCAGUGGCCGUCGCCUUGAUGUAUCGCCUGUACAUGGAGCAAGACUGAACACCUCCUCAGAAGUCAGCGCAGGAAAAGGCUGCUUUGGACACAGGAGAAAAGAAGCCAUUGCUAACUACUUCAACUGACAGAAAACUUCACUUGAAAACAAUGAUUUUAAUAUGUCUCUUUCUCUUUCUUCCGACAUUAGAAACAAAACAAAAAGAAGUGUCCUUUCUGCGCUCAAAUUUUUCGAGUGUGCCUUUUUAUUCAUCUACUUUAUUUUGAUGUUUCCUUAAUGUGUAAUUUACUUAUAAUAAGCAUGAUCUUUUAAAAAUAUAUUUGGCUUUUAAAGUA
Molecule: messenger RNA, 833 nt
Organism: Nomascus leucogenys (northern white-cheeked gibbon)
Lineage: Eukaryota; Metazoa; Chordata; Mammalia; Primates; Hylobatidae
Product: cytochrome b5 type A
Cellular component (GO): intracellular membrane-bounded organelle; mitochondrial outer membrane
Molecular function (GO): heme binding
Source: RefSeq, a predicted model, not a curated record